AUGAAGCCCAAAGACCCAACAAAACAGAGUUCUUCUGUAACGAAGCCAACGUUGCGUUGGAUCGAUACGAAAGUGGUCAAACGCCAACUUGCCGAAUAUUUUUAUCCCGAUCUUGGCAAGCUGCUUAGCAUCGCUGAGUACAAUGGCGUUAUUAGGCCCCUACUGAAGCGUAUCCGGGGCAACGCCCUUCGAGGAAGGGAGACGAACAAAGACACCAUCGAUAUAUGGCAUCUAGAUCCAGACAUCAUAAAGGGCGUAGUUGACAGCGAGUCCCUCCAUGGUUCCCCGUCCCCUCUUGGCGAUACUUGGGCAGAAACGGUAUGGAAGGGCCCGAUCGUUCUCACCAUGAGAGAAGGAAACAGUUAUGACCUUCCUCUCGUCAAGGACGUUGAUCUCGUGGCAUACCGAGACGCCCUCGACUUCCUGGGCUACUACCGAGUUGGUCAAGGAAGCGUGAUUGACGACUUCGGCAAGAAGACAGUCUUUGCGCAGAAGAUUCUGCAGCUGCGAGCCGGCAAGAUGAUGGGCUGGCGUCUCAACUGCGAAGCUGACCAAGUUGACAGGGGGGAACUCGCCGCGGUCCUGGUUUCCGUCCCGAGGGCACACCCGCUGGCCCUCCACGCCGAUGAUCCCCUUCAGAUUCCCCAACUGUUGGAUUUUCAGUGGAUUGUAAAGCGUUACCCGCAAGGCAGCAGAGAACGCGGUUUGCCGCCGAGCCAACUGGAGAACCGCCUGGCCCGGCUGCUGUUGACACGAAUUAUGGUCAGGGAUGAAAAGUGGACUAGGUGCCGAGACUGCUGGAAAGAUCCGGCUAUUGGAUCGAUGCUUCUUGUCGAGAGGUAUCGUGGCGAGAUUAAGCAGGAUGUACUCAUGGCUAUUUGUAGGCUCAUUGAGGAAAAGGUCCUGCCGCUAAUGACGGAUGAGCGAGCUGUGCAGCCAGGCGCGGCGGAGGAGCUGGCCGGUUUUAUUAUAAGAGAAGGGGAAAAUCUACUAGCAGGAAUACAGGCAGACGACAUGAAAGUUGACAGUACUUGA
Messenger RNA from Metarhizium brunneum ARSEF 3297, 1035 nucleotides. RefSeq lists its product as uncharacterized. NCBI's taxonomy places the organism in Eukaryota, Fungi, Ascomycota, Sordariomycetes, Hypocreales, Clavicipitaceae. The record is from RefSeq and is a predicted model, not a curated record.